Molecule: messenger RNA, 4452 nt
Organism: Closterium sp. NIES-65
Lineage: Eukaryota; Viridiplantae; Streptophyta; Zygnematophyceae; Desmidiales; Closteriaceae
Source: the annotation of a GenBank genome assembly
AUGAGGGUCAUGAACAGGGAAGAGGGUCAUGAACAGGGAAGAGGGCCAUUGGUUCUGGGGGGGACACAGGAGGGCAGCCAAGGGCACGAAGACAGGGUGAAUAAAGGGGUGGAUAAAAGGGUGGAUGAGGGGGAGGAUGAAGGGGUGGAUGAGGGGGAGGAUGAAGGGGUGGAUGAGGGGGAGGAUGAAGGGGUGGAUGAGGGGGAGGAUGAAGGGGUGGAUGAGGGGGAGGAUGAAGGGGUGGAUGAGGGGUGGAUAAAAGGGGUGGAUGAGGGGGAGGAUGAAGGGGUGGAUGAGGGGGAGGAUGAAGGGGUGGAUGAGGGGGAGGAUGAAGGGGUGGAUGAGGGGGAGGAUGAAGGGGUGGAUGAGGGGGAGGAUGAAGGGGUGGAUGAGGGGGAGGAUGAAGGGGUGGAUGAGGGGGAGGAUGAAGGGGUGGAUGAGGGGGAGGAUGAAGGGGUGGAUGAGGGGGAGGAUGAAGGGGUGGAUGAGGGGGAGGAUGAAGGGGUGGAUGAGGGGGAGGAUGAAGGGGUGGAUGAGGGGGAGGAUGAAGGGGUGGAUGAGGGGGAGGAUGAAGCGGUGGAUGAGGGGGAGGAUGAAGGGGUGGAUGAGGGGGAGGAUGAAGGGGUGGAUGAGGGGGAGGAUGAAGGGGUGGAUGAGGGGGAGGAUGAAGGGGUGGAUGAGGGGGAGGAUGAAGGGGUGGAUGAGGGGGAGGAUGAAGGGGUGGAUGAGGGGGAGGAUGAAGGGGUGGAUGAGGGGGAGGAUGAAGGGGUGGAUGAAGGGGAGGAUGAAGGGGUGGAUGAGGGGGAGGAUGAAGGGGUGGAUGAGGGGGAGGAUGAAGGGGUGGAUGAGGGGGAGGAUGAAGGGGUGGAUGAGGGGGAGGAUGAAGGGGUGGAUGAGGGGGAGGAUGAAGGGGUGGAUGAGGGGGAGGAUGAAGGGGUGGAUGAGGGGGAGGAUGAAGGGGUGGAUGAGGGGGAGGAUGAAGGGGUGGAUGAAGGGGUGGAUGAAGGGGUGGAUGAGGGGGAGGAUGAAGGGGUGGAUGAGGGGGAGGAUGAAGGGGUGGAUGAGGGGGAGGAUGAAGGGGUGGAUGAGGGGGAGGAUGAAGGGGUGGAUGAGGGGGAGGAUGAAGGGGUGGAUGAAGGGGAGGAUGAAGGGGUGGAUGAGGGGGAGGAUGAAGGGGAGGAUGAAGGGGUGGAUGAAGGGGGGGAGGAUGAAGGGGUGGAUGAGGGGGAGGAUGAAGGGGUGGAUGAGGGGGAGGAUGAAGGGGUGGAUGAGGGGGAGGAUGAAGGGGUGGAUGAGGGGGAGGAUGAAGGGGUGGAUGAGGGGGAGGAUGAAGGGGUGGAUGAGGGGGAGGAUGAAGGGGUGGAUGAGGGGGAGGAUGAAGGGGUGGAUGAGGGGGAGGAUGAAGGGGUGGAUGAGGGGGAGGAUGAAGGGGUGGAUGAGGGGGAGGAUGAAGGGGUGGAUGAGGGGGAGGAUGAAGGGGUGGAUGAGGGGGAGGAUGAAGGGGUGGAUGAGGGGGAGGAUGAAGGGGUGGAUGAGGGGGAGGAUGAAGGGGUGGAUGAGGGGGAGGAUGAAGGGGUGGAUGAGGGGGAGGAUGAAGGGGUGGAUGAGGGGGAGGAUGAAGGGGGGGAGGAUGAAGGGGUGGAUGAGGGGGAGGAUGAAGGGGUGGAUGAGGGGGAGGAUGAAGGGGUGGAUGAGGGGGAGGAUGAAGGGGUGGAUGAGGGGGAGGAUGAAGGGGUGGAUGAGGGGGAGGAUGAAGGGGUGGAUGAGGGGGAGGAUGAAGGGGUGGAUGAGGGGGAGGAUGAAGGGGUGGAUGAGGGGGAGGAUGAAGGGGUGGAUGAGGGGGAGGAUGAAGGGGUGGAUGAGGGGGAGGAUGAAGGGGUGGAUGAGGGGGAGGAUGAAGGGGUGGAUGAGGGGGAGGAUGAAGGGGUGGAUGAGGGGGAGGAUGAAGGGGUGGAUGAGGGGGAGGAUGAAGGGGUGGAUGAGGGGGAGGAUGAAGGGGUGGAUGAGGGGGAGGAUGAAGGGGUGGAUGAAGGGGAGGAUGAAGGGGUGGAUGAGGGGGAGGAUGAAGGGGUGGAUGAGGGGGAGGAUGAAGGGGUGGAUGAGGGGGAGGAUGAAGGGGUGGAUGAGGGGGAGGAUGAAGGGGUGGAUGAGGGGGAGGAUGAAGGGGUGGAUGAGGGGGAGGAUGAAGGGGUGGAUGAAGGGGAGGAUGAAGGGGUGGAUGAGGGGGAGGAUGAAGGGGAGGAUGAAGGGGUGGAUGAAGGGGUGGAUGAGGGGGAGGAUGAAGGGGUGGAUGAGGGGGAGGAUGAAGGGGUGGAUGAGGGGGAGGAUGAAGGGGGGGAGGAUGAAGGGGUGGAUGAGGGGGAGGAUGAAGGGGUGGAUGAGGGGGAGGAUGAAGGGGUGGAUGAGGGGGAGGAUGAAGGGGUGGAUGAGGGGGAGGAUGAAGGGGUGGAUGAGGGGGAGGAUGAAGGGGUGGAUGAGGGGGAGGAUGAAGGGGUGGAUGAGGGGGAGGAUGAAGGGGUGGAUGAGGGGGAGGAUGAAGGGGUGGAUGAGGGGGAGGAUGAAGGGGUGGAUGAGGGGGAGGAUGAAGGGGUGGAUGAGGGGGAGGAUGAAGGGGUGGAUGAAGGGGAGGAUGAAGGGGUGGAUGAGAGGGAGGAUGAAGGGGUGGAUGAGGGGGAGGAUGAAGGGGUGGAUGAGGGGGAGGAUGAAGGGGUGGAUGAGGGGGAGGAUGAAGGGGUGGAUGAGGGGGAGGAUGAAGGGGUGGAUGAGGGGGAGGAUGAAGGGGUGGAUGAGGGGGAGGAUGAAGGGGUGGAUGAGGGGGAGGAUGAAGGGGUGGAUGAGGGGGAGGAUGAAGGGGUGGAUGAGGGGGAGGAUGAAGGGGUGGAUGAGGGGGAGGAUGAAGGGGUGGAUGAGGGGGAGGAUGAAGGGGUGGAUGAGGGGGAGGAUGAAGGGGUGGAUGAGGGGGAGGAUGAAGGGGUGGAUGAGGGGGAGGAUGAAGGGGAGGAUGAGGGGGAGGAUGAAGGGGAGGAUGAGGGGGAGGAUGAAGGGGAGGAUGAGGGGGAGGAUGAAGGGGAGGAUGAGGGGGAGGAUGAAGGGGAGGAUGAGGGGGAGGAUGAAGGGGAGGAUGAGGGGGAGGAUGAGGGGGAGGAUGAAGGGGUGGAUGAGGGGGAGGAUGAAGGGGAGGAUGAGGGGGAGGAUGAGGGGGAGGAUGAGGGGGAGGAUGAAGGGGUGGAUGAGGGGGAGGAUGAGGGGGAGGAUGAAGGGGUGGAUGAGGGGGAGGAUGAAGGGGUGGAUGAGGGGGAGGAUGAAGGGGAGGAUGAGGGGGAGGAUGAAGGGGUGGAUGAGGGGGAGGAUGAAGGGGUGGAUGAGGGGGAGGAUGAAGGGGUGGAUGAGGGGGAGGAUGAAGGGGUGGAUGAGGGGGAGGAUGAAGGGGUGGAUGAGGGGGAGGAUGAAAGGGUGGAUGAGGGGGAGGAUGAAGGGGUGGAUGAAGGGGAGGAUGAAGGGGUGGAUGAGGGGGAGGAUGAAGGGGAGGAUGAAGGGGUGGAUGAAGGGGUGGAUGAGGGGGAGGAUGAAGGGGUGGAUGAGGGGGAGGAUGAAGGGGUGGAUGAGGGGGAGGAUGAAGGGGUGGAUGAGGGGGAGGAUGAAGGGGUGGAUGAGGGGGAGGAUGAAGGGGUGGAUGAGGGGGAGGAUGAAGGGGUGGAUGAGGGGGAGGAUGAAGGGGUGGAUGAGGGGGAGGAUGAAGGGGUGGAUGAGGGGGAGGAUGAAGGGGUGGAUGAGGGGGAGGAUGAAGGGGUGGAUGAGGGGGAGGAUGAAGGGGUGGAUGAGGGGGAGGAUGAAGGGGUGGAUGAGGGGGAGGAUGAAGGGGUGGAUGAGGGGGAGGAUGAAGGGGUGGAUGAGGGGGAGGAUGAAGGGGUGGAUGAGGGGGAGGAUGAAGGGGUGGAUGAGGGGGAGGAUGAAGGGGUGGAUGAGGGGGAGGAUGAAGGGGUGGAUGAGGGGGAGGAUGAAGGGGUGGAUGAGGGGGAGGAUGAAGGGGUGGAUGAGGGGGAGGAUGAAGGGGUGGAUGAGGGGGAGGAUGAAGGGGAGGAUGAGGGGGAGGAUGAAGGGGAGGAUGAGGGGGAGGAUGAAGGGGAGGAUGAGGGGGAGGAUGAAGGGGAGGAUGAGGGGGAGGAUGAAGGGGAGGAUGAGGGGGAGGAUGAAGGGGAGGAUGAGGGGGAGGAUGAGGGGGAGGAUGAAGGGGUGGAUGAGGGGGAGGAUGAAGGGGAGGAUGAGGGGGAGGAUGAGGGGGAGGAUGAGGGGGAGGAUGAAGGGGUGGAUGAGGGGGAGGAUGAGGGGGAGGAUGAAGGGGUGGAUGAGGGGGAGGAUGAAGGGGUGGAUGAGGGGGAGGAUGAAGGGGAGGAUGAGGGGGAGGAUGAAGGGGUGGAUGAGGGGGAGGAUGAAGGGGUACUCGGGCGCUAG